AUGUUUGCUGCAAUUGCUUCAGGAAAUCCAUUACAACUGUCAGUAGAAGUCCCCAAUUCGAAUGGCUUACAGCACACAAUUGUGCUCUCUCGAACUAAACCCAAGUUAUAUUCGCAUAUAACAUUGUUUAUAUUACCUAAUGUUACAUUUCCGCAGGACUACAUAGCGACAGUUUAUUUUAAAUUAAGUCCUCAAGAAGAAUUCAAACUAUUUGGAUAUCUGAGCUCUGAGAAACCUAGUGCAAUAUUCAAAGUGCAAAUACCCAGUUCCAAGAAAGAAACUGGAGAUGCGAGUGAUGGGCUGGGAGAGAUAGACAUGGAUGUAGAUGACGGCUCCGGAGCUGCUGGCACGUUUACAGACGGAAAUGGCAAUAAUGGUAAUAAUAUAUCAGAAUUGAUCAUUGGUAUUUCCAUCGAACCUCGAGAGCAAGGGAUGAUGAAACUAGAGGAAUGGAAGACCAGUAUGAAUGCAGAAGCUCAAAAGAACAACGCAUUGGUUUUGUCAAGACCUAAUUUAGGAGUAGUUAGAAACGUUACCACAGCGGGGCAGUUAGCACAAGUAUAUCCUUCCUUGACGCAAGAACUGGCCGCUAAAAUUGUACAACAUGCAUAUAACUAUUUAUCCGGUUUCCUAGACGCUCAGGGCAAUGUGCCUAUCAAGAGGUUCGAUACAUGGUGGGACAAAUUUAGAAAUAGACUUGCCAAUGACGGGACGUUUUUAGAUGAAGUAACCAAGAAUUAG
Messenger RNA from Saccharomyces kudriavzevii IFO 1802, 741 nucleotides. It is a transcript of the gene OPI10, whose product is annotated as Opi10p. The record is from RefSeq and is a predicted model, not a curated record. Lineage: Eukaryota; Fungi; Ascomycota; Saccharomycetes; Saccharomycetales; Saccharomycetaceae. Gene Ontology annotation, cellular component: nucleus; cytosol. Gene Ontology annotation, biological process: protein import into nucleus. The coding region runs from base 1 to 741 and encodes 246 amino acids. Gene Ontology annotation, molecular function: nuclear import signal receptor activity. The transcript has a single exon.